Molecule: messenger RNA, 4099 nt
Organism: Spinacia oleracea (spinach)
Lineage: Eukaryota; Viridiplantae; Streptophyta; Magnoliopsida; Caryophyllales; Amaranthaceae
Product: extensin
Exons: 14
Coding region: 2903-3796 (297 amino acids)
Source: RefSeq, a predicted model, not a curated record
AGAGACAGCCCACAAUUGAUUUCCCACAAAAAGAAAGCUGUGCUUUUUUUCAUUUUCCCGCUCCUUGUCCUUCCCCUUCUCUGCUUCUACCGAUGCUUCUUCCACCACCGCCGAUGCUUCUUCCACCACCGCCGCUGCUUCUUCUACCACCGCUGCUGCUUCUUCUACCACCCCUGCUGCUUCCGCCAUCGCCGAUUGUCAGAUGAAGAACGUAGUUUCGAGGAUAUUCCAUCUUGAGUCGCCCCCAUCCACCCACACAACCAGAAGCUUCGAGUUGCCAUAAUCUGAAGAAAUCCUUCAACGAUUCUGCUUUAUUCAAGUUUCCCAGAGUUGAAAUCCACUCGGCUAGAGUUGUUCCAAAGCUUCUAGCUGGAAAACCCGAAGGCUGGAACAGUGAGUGAUUCCUCUGGUUCUGUCGGUGUAUCUUCUACUCUUUUUGAAGCUCAAGUAAAGUCCUCAUCUGUCACAGAUCUGUGAGCGUAAUUGAUGUAACAGUUUCUACCAUGUACAAUAUAAAAGAUGCUUGGCCAGUGAGUUCACAUCUUUUGUUUCUCUAGUUUUCCUUUGCUUUACACAAACAUAAGAAUUGAAUCGGCGUCUUCUUCCAUUGCGAUUUAAUGCAAUUUUCCAUCUUAUUCAAUUGCGGUACAUUGAUAUAAGUGACUGUCCGGUUUCAGGAGAGUAUCUAUGGCCUCGUUCGUAUGGGAUAAUGUGUAGGCCUUUUCUAACUGAUUUGCGUGACAUUUUUCCAACUGAUGCAAAUGGUAUUAAGUUCUAAUCUAGUUGCAGUGAAGCAAUAAAUCAUACAUUGAUCGACGUUUGUAGAGGGAACAAGUAUUUUGGAAUGUAAGAUCGAUGUUGGAUUAACACACUGUGAAGCCUGCAAAUAAGGAAGUUGCUUCUGACACUGAAACAAAUAUGAAGAUUGAGGGAUUUGUCCAGCAGUUUCACAUUUUCUUCAAAAUCUGCUAUUCUUGAAUCCCGCCUAACUCUCAACCCACCUCCCACGUUUCUCUCAACCUCCUCCCACCGACAUACCUUGCUGCGUUACGAAACUAACCACCCUCGUCAGAUUUCCGAUGAAUUCGUCUCUCUCCUCCUCACCUUCAGCACCGGCCAUUAACGAAUUCCUUGAAUUCCGUCUUCAACCUUUACGUUAGCAAAGUCAAAUCUCCCAGUAUAAGCUAUCUCACUCCUCAUCCUAUAAAUUCAUGAAAAAUCCCAAUUAUUGAAUUCACAAUUCGCCCAACAAAUUCAAGAUAAAUUCGUUGCUCUCUCUGGUUUUUAAUUGGAGAAAUUCAAGCAUACUCUGGUUUCUUAAUUGCUGCUUCAUCCUCGGUGUUGCCGGAUAUAUUCGCCAGAUAGUUGGUAAUUUGGACGAUAGUUGGAAAGUGGUGAACGUCUGACUUCUUCUUCCGUGUUGUUACUACUGUAGGUUUCGCCGACCACAUUGGUUCAAGGUUUCCUGUGAUUCUUUAGCGUUGUUCGUAGGUUCGUGCAUCAGUUCGUGCGUUGCUACACCGGUUCAAGGUUUCCUGCAAGUCUUUAGCGUUGUUCAAAUCGUGCAUCGGUUCGUGCGUUGCAUCUGCUCUUUGAUACUAGAGGCUCAGGAUAUUACUGAUUUAGGCUCUCUGAAUCAAGCAGCAAAGAUCUUUAUUCCAGGAACUAAAAUAUGAGUUACAAGACUAAAAGAACAUUGGUAGCUAUUAACGAAGGGUCGAGUAUUGCUGCAUCCAAGUCCCCAAAAUCUUCUGAUCCAUCCACCCAAAACUGGGGACCGUUCAGUCUUCCAACACUUGGAGUGUCACAGACAUUUGGGACGGUAUCACAACCCAUUAAGCAACCAGUAGCUGCUAAAAAAACCAUGGUUGCACCACAAUCAUCCUUGCCUCGGCCUACUUCCAUGGUUUCAAAGCCACAACUGAAGGCAUUAUCAAAACCAUCCUUUACCCAGACAAAACCAUCCUCUAACCCACUACAACAACCAAUUCUGCCCACUCUUACAGGAACAACACAAAGUAGAUGGUAUAAAGGACCUACGUUUCCCAAUCUGACUGAAAUUGCAACACAAAAAGCGUCAACACCGAAUCCACACCAGCCUACUAUGCAGCCUGUGUUGCAGCCUUUCAAAGCUACCUUGCAGCCUUCUUUGCAGCCUUUCAAAGCUUCCCAACAGCCUCAAACAGCUACCAAUCAGCCUCAAAAAGCUACCCAUCAGCUUCACAAAGCUACACAACAGCCUCAAAAAGCUACACAACAGCCGGUAUCUUCUUUUACAAGUGUCAAACCACAUUUAGAGAAAAGAGCAUUUGUUGCACCUUUGGGAGCAACAAAACAUGUGAUGUCACAAUCUCCUACACCACCAGACACCAUGGCAAUGAAAAAGAGAACCGGGAAGCAAGAAGGUCAGUUGCCUCCAACAUACAUGCAUGUGAGUGAGAAUGCAUUUCAACCUCUGCGAUCUCCUCCAUCCAAUCAGGUUGAGAGUGAAGUUAUGCCAAACUACAACUGGGACGAAUUUGAAGAAUCGGCUUCUGAGAGUGAAAAUGAAUUUGAUCAAGGAGAAGGAAGUGAUACUGCUGUGAAGAAAGCAACACUUCGACAUCGAAUCAUUAUUCCAAAUUGGCCAGAAUCGAGGGAGUUUGAUUAGAAGGUGGAGGCUAUAGCUAUAGAUGCUGAUGGAAUACGACAUCUGGUAAAGGGACCAGUUCUGCCUCGAGACGUUUGGCAUGAUGCAAAGGGGUUCAGAUACAUUGUCAAGCUCAAUGAAUUCAACCAACCUAUUCGAAAAGGAAGGAAGAUCCUUGUGAGCUUCCUUAUUGCAAAAAAUGAUUCACUUUGUCCAGUGGGAGUCCCAAGUUGGCGUGCUGUGAACAAUCAGUUAAAAACUAAUGUUGUUACAAUGAUUCGGAAACAUUUUGUGUUACCUGAUGGACCUCUAGUUAACAAGGCACUAGUGAUGCGUAUUGACAAACCAUGGAACAAUCAUCGAUACAAAUUGAAGAAGGAUUUUUUCGAUCCAGUGAAUAAAUCUCGAGAAGAGAACUAUGCCAACGUGCCUGAGGGAGUGUCCACUAGGAGUUGGACGGAAUUGGUAGAUUAUUGGCUUUUACUAGAGGCCAUGGAAAAAUCUGAAAUGGGAAAAAAUGCUCGAGCUUUACAAGGCAAUAAGCACAACAGUGGUGCUACAAGCUUUGCUAAUCGAAGAGUUGAUAUGAAAGAGAAGAAAGGAGUGUUUAGCGAAUUGGCAUUUUUCAAAUCAGUUUACGCCAAAGAAGAUGGAAGCUUUAAAGAGGGCACACUUCCUCAUCAAUUUGUGGAGGAUGCCAACAAAAAGGUCCAAGAAAAUCUUGCGAGUUCCUCUUCUUCAAAGCCCGUAAUUGAAAUUGAGAAUGCAGUCUUUAAUGAGCUCAUGUAUAAAGGUGAAGUACCUAAACGUCCUCUGAAUUAUGGAUUUGGAGUGAAGCAAAGCGACAUCUUUGGAGUGGAAGGUUUGCUGAGGAAAGAAGGGUCAAGCUAUGUUAACAACAAUGCUAUGGAAGUGGAGAACAUGAAAGGUGAAAUAUCAGUUGUCAAGAAGCAAAAUGAGGACCUUGCGCAACAAAAUCAAGUUCUGAACACCAAGUUUGAAGAAACAACACAAUCAUUUAAAAUGAUUGCUUCUUUUUUGGGACAAGUUUUGAAGGAAGUACGCAAAGGGAAUGUUUCAUCGAACCUUUUAGAUGGUGCGGAAUCAGCAAUAACUAUGGUUACUGAUGAUUCUGGUGGCAAUGGUAACAACCAGGUCGAGAAAUGAGACUUUGACACUAUUGCCAAAUGCAAGAUUAUUGAUGAUUCAAGUGGUAAUAGUAAAUGUAGAUCAAGAGAUGAACAAGUUAUCUUGAAGCUAAGCUAGCAUAAGGAUAGGUUUACUUGUUCGUAACCUUGUUUUUAUUUAGUUUUGGACUAUCUUGUAGAAAAAAUGAUAAUGCUAGUUAGAAAGUUAUUUUUGUUUUAAAACUAUCGCUUUUAUUUCAGUUUGACUAGACUCUGCGAAUUAAUUUAAUGUAUAGAUGAUUUUUAUCACUUUUUCUAAAUUAACUACUUAAGUAUAUAUAUG